Molecule: messenger RNA, 804 nt
Organism: Micromonas commoda
Lineage: Eukaryota; Viridiplantae; Chlorophyta; Mamiellophyceae; Mamiellales; Mamiellaceae
Exons: 1
Coding region: 1-804 (267 amino acids)
Source: RefSeq, a predicted model, not a curated record
AUGGCGCGCCUCCGUGGGCGCCCGGCACGAUCUCCGCGCCCGGCUGGCGCCCGCCCGGCUGGCACCCUCGCGGCUGGCGCCCGCGGCUGGCGCCCGCUGGCGCGCAGUGAGCGUCCGCACCCGCGGCUGCCGCGCGGCUGCCGAACCACCGCGCCGUUGGAGAAUCUAAUCUCCCCGCGCCAGCCGCGCGUGCGGCUGGCGUCCGCCCGGCUGGCGCCCGCCCGGCUGGCGCCCGAUGCCGCCGCGCCCGCCGCCGCCGCGCCCGCCACCACCGCCCUUAUUCCCUCGCCAGUAUUCGUUGCGUCCCUCUCCCGCGGCGCCGCGCGCGGCGGCGACGAUGACGACGCCGCCCAGGCGAGGACGAUGGACGAGAUGGGAGGAUCCCGCACCCGCGUCGCCUCGGCCCGCCCGUCGCGACGCGCCGAGACCGCCUCCGCGGGUCCCGAACGCGCCGCCCACGUCACCACGCGUUCGCGGCGGUGCCCGCGCCCGAGGUCGGAUACGCGCGCGUUGAGCCACGAGGGCAGGACGACGGCGACGCCCCCCCGUUCCCUUCGGCUCCCACCGCCGGCUGGGCGGGUCGAGCAGACGCACGCGUCGCGCCCCGACGUCCCGGCGACGGGCGAGGAUGCCGCCCGCGCCGUCGUCGCGCCCCGCGCGAUCCCGAUGCCUUCCAUCAUCGACCCAUCGUCCAAAGGUUGCGCAAGCGCCCAGGCGAAUCCUCAGCGCGGCGACGCGGCGACGCGGGGAAAUGUCGACCGCGGCUUUGAAACUCAGGUGGGCACCCCGUGCCGAGGUGCCUGA